GAGAGAGAGAGAGAGAGAGAGAAAGACGCACAACAAACGAGUACAUAUCGAGAUAGAGAGAGCAAGGAACAUUCACAUCGGUGCCCCCGUCAACCUCUUCGCUCGUGCUGUAAGAACGCCGACCCGGAAGCUGUGAACCUGAUCGCCGGCGAGUGAUACGCCUGACGACGAGAGAGUCACGCCAGCGCUCUGCCAUCAUGCUGUACCAGAUGAACAUACGCAUGCGCUGGCGACGCAUUGCUCUCGUGCUCGUCUACGUCGCCAUGUUCGGCGCGUUUGUCAUCGUGAGCGACUCGCAAAUAGAGAAGAGCUACUACGACGUCGCCAACGGCCAGCCGAACAGCAGCAACGCGUCGGCGGCGGAACGGCACCAGGGAGCGCCGGCGUCGCUUACGACGAUGUCGACGGCGGAACGGCACCAGGGGGCGCCGGCGUCGCUUACGACGGUGUCGGCGGCGCGCUCGGGAGCAUCCAGGUGUCCGGUGCGCUUUCCCAGCUUCGUCGACGUCAGGAUGAACAAUUUCAUGUGGCAGCGCGUGCACGAGAUGGACAUCUUUCUCUACGCUGCUUACUACGACGGCCGACAGGUGGCGACACGCGGCCAGCGGUUCGUGCGCGUGCUCGGUAUGAAGGACAUCUGCGCUCUGCCGCCGAUGUACUGUCAGCUGUGGUACGAAGGCGAGCGCGCGCCCCACGUCGUCAAGGCGAGCCAGCAGUGGCUCUGGUUCAACUGCAAGGAGGCGAUAGUGCCGAACGAGUACCACGCGAUCAUGUACACGUGCCGACUGCCGCGUCGGCGCGGCGCCGUCCUACCUAGAUUCGUUAGCGUCGCGCCGCUGCCGUGCACGCCGGCGACGAACGCGCUCGCCGUGAGCGGCCGCGAGCCGCCGCCGGGGGGCGCCGCCGCGCGGCAGGACUUCGGCGUCUGCGUGAAGGGGCUGAACUUUCUCGACGCCGACAUCAGCGAGCGACUCGUCGAGUGGAUCGAGAUGCAUCGUCUGCUUGGCGCGCAGAAGAUCUUCUUCUACAAGUACGACGUGACGCCGGCGAUGGACGCAGUGCUGCGUCACUACGAGCGCGUCGGCGUCGUCGACGUCACGCCGCUGACGCUGCCCGGCGCGCAUCCGAACGAGCCGCGCAUGCGCAGCAUGUUCGUCAGCAACAACUCGUGGCAGGCGUGGCUCAUGGAAGUGUUCGUCUACACGGACUGCCUCUACCGGAACAUCAACACGUACCGCUACCUGGCGGUGGUCGACAUCGACGAGAUCAUCGUGCCGCGGCGCGGCAUGACGUGGCAGACGAUCAUGGCGGCGAUACGCGAGUCGGAGCCGAACAUCGACCGCUACGCGUCCUACACGUUCCGCAACGAGUACUUCCUCGACCAGUUCUUCGUGGCGCCGAGCGAUCGCUUCCCGCCUUUCAUGCACGCGCUGCAGCACGUCAACCGCUCGGCGAAGCUGUCGCCGAAGGGCGAGGACAUCAAGUCGUUCGUGAACACGCAGGGUGCGCUCAGCGUCCACAAUCACUGGCCGCUGCAGCUGCUGCCAGGCUACGAGCCCGUCACGUACUGGGUGGACGAGUCGGUGGCGCGCAUGCAGCACUACCGCAGCACGUGCUCGACGGUGAACGAGACUGCGUGCGACCCAUCGUACACGGGCGACGUCGUCACGGACACGACCAUAUGGAAGUACGCGGAGCCACUGGUUCAGAAUGCGCUGCGUGCGACGGAGGCUGUGAAUAAUAUUCUAGCGACCGAGUGACGAAUGAAUCAGGAACGGCGCAAGAUGUGAGAUAGAGAGAGAGGGGGGAGAGAGAGAGGGGGGAAAGAGAGAGGGAGAGAGAGAGGGGGGGAGA
This is a messenger RNA of Priapulus caudatus, 1854 nucleotides long. RefSeq lists its product as uncharacterized. The transcript has a single exon. The record is from RefSeq and is a predicted model, not a curated record. Lineage: Eukaryota; Metazoa; Priapulida; Priapulimorpha; Priapulimorphida; Priapulidae. Bases 198 to 1760 code for a protein of 520 amino acids.